Molecule: messenger RNA, 4087 nt
Organism: Peromyscus maniculatus bairdii (prairie deer mouse)
Lineage: Eukaryota; Metazoa; Chordata; Mammalia; Rodentia; Cricetidae
Gene: Sh2b3
Product: SH2B adaptor protein 3
Biological process (GO): intracellular signal transduction
Cellular component (GO): plasma membrane
Molecular function (GO): transmembrane receptor protein tyrosine kinase adaptor activity
Source: RefSeq, a predicted model, not a curated record
CGUCCCCGGGGCGGCCCGGAGCCGCGUCCCCCGGCUGCUGUCAGGCGCUGGCGGCGGAAAUGAGGCGCUGGCCGUUUUCCGAGCCGGGGUUUCCUGCCUGAGCGCCGAGAGGCCGUGCGACGACGACGCCAUGGGCCGGCCGGGCCCCGACCCGCAGCUUGCGCGGUAAGCGCGGCCCCGCCGAGCGCGCUUGGAGGAACCGGGCGGCCGCCUGCGCCCCGCUUCUGUUUUUCUGGCGUUUCCUCAUUCUGUUUCUCUUCCCCAAUCCCAGAGACCGCAGCGAUGUGGGCGCGGAGCCCGGCCGCCCCGCCUCGCUCUCCGCCAUGAACGGGCCCACCGUGCAGCCGUCCCGCACGUCCUCGGCACCCGCGUCGCCCGCGUCCCCGCGCGGCUGGAGCGACUUCUGUGAGCGGCACGCCGCGGCGGCGGCGCGGGAGCUGGCCCGCCAGUACUGGCUGUUCGCGCGCGCGCACCCCCAGCCGCCGCGCGCCGACCUGGUGUCGCUGCAGUUCGCCGAGCUUUUCCAGCGCCACUUCUGCCGCGAGGUGCGCGAGGGCCUGGCGGGGCCACCGGGCCGCGACUACCGUGCCACUGCCCCGCAUCACCGCCCCGCGCUGCCCAAGGCACGCAGCUCCGAGGACCUGGGCCCGCGGCCGGCCUGCGCCCUGCAGCACCUGCGCCGCGGCCUGCGCCAGCUCUUCCGCCGCCGCUCGGCCGGGGAGCUGCCGGGGGCCGCCAGCGACCCCAGCGACCCCGACCCCUCCGCCGCCACCAGGCCGGGCCCAGCCCGCAAGCUGCUACCCUGGAGCCUGCGGGAGCCGCCGGCCGAGGCGCUUAAGGAGGCGGCGCUGCGCUACAGCCUGGCGGACGAGGCAGCCAUGGACAGUGGCGCGCGCUGGCAGCGGGGUCGCCUGGUGCUGCGGGCCCCCGGUCCAGGCCACGGCCGCCUGCUGCAGCUCUUCGACCCGCCCAAGAGCUCAAAGCCCAAGCUGCAAGAGGCCUGCUCCAGCAUCCGGGAGGUCCGGCCAUGCACACGCCUGGAGAUGCCUGACAACCUCUACACCUUUGUGCUGAAGGUGCAGGACCAGACAGACAUCAUCUUUGAGGUGGGAGACGAGCAGCAGCUUAACUCAUGGCUGGCGGAGCUCAGAACAAGCACAGGCCAAGGGCCGGAGCGCAUGGACACAGAGCUAGCCCUUUCCUUCGUGGCAGAGCCUGGCCCAGCCAGCUCUCCAAGGGGAAGCACAGACUCCCUGGACCAAGGUGCUUCACCUGGGGCGAUGUUGGACCCAGCCUGCCAGAAAACGGAUCACUUCCUGUCCUGCUAUCCCUGGUUCCACGGCCCUAUCUCCAGGGUGAAGGCCGCACAGCUGGUUCAGCUGCAGGGCCCUGACGCCCACGGCGUGUUCCUGGUGAGGCAGAGUGAGUCCCGGAGAGGGGAGUAUGUGCUCACGUUCAACUUACAGGGCAGAGCCAAGCACCUCCGCCUGGUGCUCACGGAGCGUGGACAGUGCCGUGUGCAGCACCUGCACUUCCCCUCGGUGGUGGACAUGCUCCGCCAUUUCCAGCGUUCCCCCAUCCCGCUCGAGUGCGGAGCAGCCUGUGAGGUCCGGCUCUCUGGCUAUGUGGUGGUCGUCUCCCAAGCACCAGGUUCCUCCAACACAGUCCUCUUCCCUUUCUCCCUUCCUCCCUGGGACUCGGACCCAGGUCUUUCCCACCUCCACUCUGCUGGCGGUCCCCCCAGCCUUGGCACAGAGGCUCUCCCCGGCCGAGGGACACCCCCAGAGCAAAUCUUCCACUUGGUGCCUUCUCCUGAGGAACUGGCCAACAGUUUGCGGCACCUGGAACUGGAGCCUGUGAGCAGCGCUCGGGACUCAGACUACGGGAUGGACUCCUCUUCCCGGAGCCACCUUCGGGCCAUCGACAACCAGUACACCCCCCUCUCACAGCUGUGCAGGGACGCAAACUUGUGAAUGUAACCACCCUCCUUCCCUCCAGGGAGCUCCAGGCUGCGGUCAGCCUCCCCAGCUCAGAUGUGCCCUCCGCCGCCGGGCCGCCACAGGCCCGUCAGCACAGCCAGCCCUGGCUUCCCCACUGUUUACAGAUGGAGUUCUUGUGCACAGGUGCCACUAGCUGGUACCCUAGGCCCAGUCCCCGACCCAGAGGAGGGGGCUCCGGGCCCAGAGCUGGCAGUGGAGACUGACAGUCAGAGCUGACGACAGACUUCCUUCCUAGCAGGUAGGGUCAGCAGGAAGCACAGACAACACUAACAAGUCCCCGUCUCCUUCCCGCUCUGCUCCACCAGGACCCGUGCCAUUCUCAAGUCAGGCUAAGAGGCCUGCCUCACUCACCCGAGCUGAGCCAGCAGGCUCGUGUCCUUGUCUGCUCCUCUCAGGACGGUUGCCUGCUAUGGGUAGCCACUGUCCUCCCUCAUGCAGAGAAUGAAGUGUGUCACCCUUUCAGGGACAUCCAGGCAGCAGACAGAGAGGAGGGCAGCAAGGGACGUCCUACCCCAGUGCCUUAUGUGUAGAAAACAGGACUGCUUUACAGCGGCUUUCCAGAGGAUGGGAUGAGCAGUGGGGAGACCCGCACAAAUGGAAGGCUCCCCGGCCUGUGCAGUGGACCCAGAUUUAUAGCCCCCCCCCCAACACUCUUCAAGCAUCUAGUGGCUGGUACCGUGCAGAAACCCCUGUAAGAGGUCACAGUCAGUGUUCUGUCGAGGCGGCGGCAGCAGGGUCCCCGGUGGAAGGCUGUGCGCCCGCACACGCAAUCCCCGUGUAGACAGGGCUGCACUGGUGUGGCCUUUCCCAGGUGUGUGAGUUCACAGGGACUAGAGAGGGCAGCUCCUGAGCACAAAGGUGCCAGUCGGUGCAGCCUUGGGGCUUUUAUCAGCGGCUUUAGGGAAUCACAACUUAUCUUGGACGCGUUGGUCGGAGGUGAGCAUGCUGAACCCCUUAUCUGUUUACCUCUGUACUGUGCAAGCUCAUGUGGCCCUGAGCAGAUGGGGGUGGGGUGGGGUGAGGGGUCAGCCAGCUGUGCUUCGCCUUGAACACCCACCACUGUGUUCACGGAGCAAGGCACAUCCCACAUAGGUACAGGUUUGUGUUCCAUCUUUGAGAACUAGCUUUUCUUCAUUUUCCACAGAAGUAUGAACCAAAGAUAUAAGCAAUAUUCAGUCACUGGUCCAGACUCUUCUCUAAGCUGUGUAGGGAGGAAAGGGGCUGGGUGGACAGCGGGGUCCCUGCUCGUGGCCGGAAGCUCAACCAACUUCACGCUAGGGGCACUCACCUCUCCUGGGCCGUCAGACACAGCUCUGGGCAGAGAGGAGCACCUCCGCCCCGCGGCAUUGGGGCUCCUCCGCUGUGGAUGGCUUCCUUUCGAAAGGCCUCUAUUAUGACAAAGUCUCAUGGCCCUGGGACAGAGUGGCGCUCAGCCAACACCUUUUCUUUCUGCUAGUGUAGGUCCAGUUGGCUUGAAGGGGAGCUCAGUGAGGCCCCAUUCCCACCCCAGCCGUCCCGACAGACCGCCGUGGGCAGGUGAGGCCACACUAGGCACAGGGGAGUGGCCCUGUAGAGACUCUAAGUGCGGCUCCACAGUCCCUGCUGCUUUCUCCUGACUAGAACGACACACUAACAGCCACCAGCACCAAAGAAUUAAGUCAACUAACCUGCCUUGACUUUAGACCAGCAGUCCACAUGGCUUUAUCUGGUAUCAACUCUUCUGCCUUUGAUCAUUUCUGGACCACAGGAAAAAGGAAUAGUGAUUAUUACAGUUUUGGGCCACACAACACUAUUUUUACAUAAGUUUCUUAACCUAAAAGAAGGCUUCAUCUCUUCCCUGAGGGCUCUUGUUCAAAUGUUACCUUAACAUCACGUGACAGACUGUCGUCCACUGCCUCCUAAUGAAGACGUGUCUAACAGCCAGUGUGGGGCUGGGAACGGGAAGAGGGGAUUUAAACUUCUAUCAUAGGCAGAAGGUGUUUGGCAAAUCUUUGUUUUAUGUACUGUAUGAGUAACUUAUUCUUGAAUAAUGCAAAUUUUGCUACCGUGUACAAAUCGCUAUAUGUGAAUUAAAAAAGUUUUCAGAA